Molecule: messenger RNA, 9000 nt
Organism: Dreissena polymorpha
Lineage: Eukaryota; Metazoa; Mollusca; Bivalvia; Myida; Dreissenidae
Product: E3 SUMO-protein ligase PIAS2-like
Exons: 20
Coding region: 116-2320 (734 amino acids)
Biological process (GO): protein sumoylation; regulation of transcription by RNA polymerase II
Molecular function (GO): SUMO ligase activity; transcription coregulator activity; zinc ion binding
Source: RefSeq, a predicted model, not a curated record
AACAACUUAACUGAUCAGUCUUAGCGGAAUAUGCUAUAUUUGGAUGUGGAAUGACGUCACAGUGUACAUAUUUGCAUGAACAUAGGUCAUUGCGCAUGCGCUAUACAAAACGACAAUGGCGGAAGCAGAAGAACUGAAGCAAAUGGUAUUAAGUUUCCGACGGAAUGAGCUCGUGGAACUGCUUGGAUUUGUUGGCAUGAACAAAAAUGGGGUGAAGGCAACACUCCUGCAGCGAGCUGUGACUUUGAUUAACUCCUCAAGAGGCUGUUCAGUUCCUGUGCAAAUCAAAAUUAGAGACUUGUAUAGGCAAAUCCAUAAUCCAUAUGCGUCGGAGCCGCCCCGAUCACGCACCUCAUCCCGCACACAAGUCCCUGACCCCAGUUUGCUCCUGUCGAACGAUAGAAACAGAAGGUUCCCGCCAAGCACCAGUGGCAAGACACAACUACCAUCUGGCAGUUUGGGACAUGUGUCAAGUGCAAUUGUACCUGUUUUAGGUUUUUUAGGCGGAGGUUCAACCACCCCCGAAAUGAAAUUCCACAUCACGAAAACUUGUAACCUUGAAAAUACGCACGUUUACUCUCCGGCAAUAUCAAAACAUUAUUCGGCGCCCUCCAGUGUAAAUUUGCACGGUGCUGUUGACUUCUCCAAACGGUCCCAGGAGAUGUCGUCCAGUGUAGCGACCUUACCUGUGCAUCCAGACGUGAGGUUUAAGCCACUGCCAUUCUAUGAUAUCAUGGGAGAACUUCUGAAACCCACUAGUCUUGCACCAAAAGGUCUGUCGCGUUACCAGGAAACCUAUUUUGUGUUUCACCUGACUCCACAACAGGCCCAAGAUAUCGCCAUGUCUCGCGAUUUCAGACCCACUGCCAAAUGGGAGUACACAGUUCAAGUUCAGCUAAGAUUUUGUUUUCUUGAAACUAGCUGUGAACAAGAAGAUAAUUUUCCUCCAAGUAUAUGCGUGAGAGUAAAUGGAAAAGUUGCAACCUUACCUAAUCCCAUCCCGACCACCAAGCCAGGUGUGGAGCCCAAGCGCCCAGGGCGGCCUGUGGACAUCACCUCCCUGUGCAGACUGUCCCCUACCAUGCCAAACCAUGUGGAGAUCUCCUGGGCAUCCGAAUAUGGACGAGGAUUUGUUGUAUCAAUAAAUCUAGUCAAGCGGCUAACCUCAGAUACCCUCCUGAUGAGGUUGAAGCAGUUUGGAAACAGACAUGCAGAUCACUCCCGGGCUAUGAUCAAAGAGAAGUUACAUCACGAUGCAGACAGUGAGAUUGCCACAACCAGUCUUAGAGUGUCGCUUCUAUGCCCACUUGGUAAGAUGCGCAUGCAGCUGCCAAGUCGAGCGGGUACCUGCAACCACCUGCAGUGCUUUGACGCGAUCACGUUCCUCAUGAUGAAUGAGAAGAAGGCGACCUGGAUGUGCCCCGUCUGUGAUAAGCCUGCGCCAUUCCAUAAACUCAUCAUAGAUGGGUUGUUCUGUGAGAUUCUCAAGAACACAGACGAGAGCGAGAUACAGUUUGUAGAGGAUGGCAGCUGGUCAGCCAUAAAAAACAACAAGGACAGCUCCACGGAAAUAUACAACACAUCAUCUGUCUCUAACACAGCAAACUCAGAAGGAAAAGAUACAGCAGUGAAUUUGUGUGAUGGAGACUCUCCAGACAGGUCUGAAGAGCCCCCGGCCAAGAAGGUGUGUAUGGAGGUGAUAGACCUCACGCUGUCCGACUCGGAGGACGAUGAGCCAUCAACGCGGCCCCAGUCUAGUCACAACCUCAGCAGCUCAGGGUCCUCUACUCCGACCCUGGCAGCGUGUGGUGUCUCCAGCCAGCUGAGCCCCGGUCCACACAGGUCCCUGGCCCUGCCAGACUGUCCACCCAUGCCUCCCCUCCUAAACUUCAGCAACAGCAGCCUGGAGCUUACCAGCAGCAUCAACAGCGCCUCUAGUCCCUUACAGCCCAACAGAGGCUUUGGACUGGGCCUGAAUCUCUCACCACUCUCCCGCCUCUCUGGGGGUGCAAGUUCAAAUGGUUCAAUUAACACUUUUGGUGCCAAUGGUUUCUCAAUGGAGGACAGCAAUUCCAACUCUACGCAGUCGUGGUUGGCUUCUCUUAGUGCUCAGACCCAGGGACAGAAACGAGUGUCUUUGGGAUUGAGUAGCAGCGGUCAGCCCCCAUACAAGAGACAGCAUCUCGACCACAGUGGACUGGACUCUCCAUCCUCCUCCAACUCCAACAUGUCUCCACUUGUUGAAGUUGUGAAUAUUUCGGCUCGUGUGACCCGGUCCAGGACCUUGGGGAAAGAAAAUAGAUCUAGACCAGCUGUGUAGUAUACUGGAUUCUGAUCGCGAUCGAAAAAAGGAAGAGAUUGCCAGAUUUCCUACUGAUUUCUCCAUGUCUGGAUCAGCCAACAAUUCACGCUUGUCACCAGACGUGAUUGCUUUAGACUGACUACAGCAAACAUUUCACUUGACAUGAAGAAAUGGGAAUGAAUUUUUAAUAAUAAAUUCCUAGUGGUUUGAAAAUACAGAUCUGUAACGGUGGAGAAUCUUGCCAGAGAUGCAGAAGGAAAUUGUUCCUAAGGUUCCUAUUAUAAAACUUCCACCUGCCGGAAAUUUCAGAUUUGAUACAGAAUCAUCUGCUGCGAAAUUGUCCUAGAGAAUUGGAAUGGAAUUCAAUAUGAAGUUGUAUUCUGGUGGAAGGAAGAUGAACUCGCAGUUGCAAUAUCUUAGGUCAUAAUGAUAUAAUUAGACCAGGAGUAAGAUAAAUUUAUGUCAUGCUGUUAUCAAUUAAAUUGCAGAUGUUAUUUCAAUUAUAUUAACUUGCUGUAAAUAAGGUUUUAUGAACUAACAUGUUUUUUCAUACGGGUUGGCAUCAAGAGGAUCUCUUUCAGACAUUAAACUACACAAUUAAUGUAUCUAUGCUUCUUCGGUGUCACAUUUAUCCUAUCCCUGGAUGUCUAAAGCCUAUUGUAACAGGAUAAGCUCACAUUCUUCAUAGUGCCAGAAAGUGCAUUAAUAAUAUUGUAAAGACAAACUGCUUACUGAUGAAAAUUGUUUGCUAGAUAAUCACAACUUUUUAACCAGGUUUUCCGAAGGAAAAAACUGGUUAUUAGAUUGGCGAAUGCGGGCGGGCUGGCUGGCUGGCGGGCUGGCGGGCUGGCGGAAUAAGCUUGUCCGGGCCAUAACUAUGUCGUUCAUUGUCAGAUUUUAAAAUCAUUUGGCACAUUUGUUCACCAUCAUUGGACGGUGUGUCGCGCGAAAUAAUUACGUCAAUAUCUCCAAGGUCAAGGUCACACUUUGAGUUCAAAGGUCAAAAAUGGCCAUAAAUGAGCUUGUCCUGGCCAUAACUAUGUCAUUCAUUGUGAGAUUUUAAAAUCAUUUGGCACAUCUGUUCACCAUCAUGGGACGGUGUGUCCCACGAAAGAAUCACGUCAAUAUCUCCAAUGUCAAGGUCGCCACGACUAAAAAUAGAUUUAAAAAAAAAAAAAAACUUACAAAGGGGGUUAAUUUUUUUUGGUCAUUUCAAAAGUUCAGUUUGAGUUUUCUCCCUUUAUCAGAUUUUUUUUUCACAAUGAAAACCUGGUUUUGUGACAAUUUUGUCCCUUGUCUUUAUGUUGGAGCCCAUUACCCUCUGCAUAAGGUGUUUACAAAAUACCAUAUCUUACUUGGAAUUAACCUUUCGGUGUAAGCUUUUAAAACAAAACACUGUCUAAUUUUGGACAAAAUGUGACUAUUUACGAAGCAUUUGUGUGCAUUAUCGCAGCAAUUUUAAUUGAACUAUGUUUCAACUAUAUUUUUAUAACAUGUCUGCCAGGUGUUUUUUGUGUCAAGUCUUUUUUGAAACCCUUCUCAGAACAGUUAAGCUCCAUAUGGUCUUAGGUGAGCAUCUUAGGGACUUUGACCGUCAAGUUUUUAAAAUUUUUAUAUAAAUAUUUUUAAAAGUGCAGCAAAAGUUUAUAGAUCUUGUGUUAUUGUGAAUUCAACAGAUACAAGUAAACAUUGGCAGGAAAAGUGUUAUAUUUAUUUACAUAUUUAAAUAACAUGAUAUUUAGAUUGUUUAAAUAACAUGAUCAGAUAUCAGUGUGUUAAAUCCAGUAUUAUAUUCUUGAUGUUAUGUUUGCCCUAUAAGAAGCAUUGUGUUGUAGAAUUUGAUUGCAAACAUCUUUAUUAAGAUGACUUUGGUGCAGAAUGUGUUCAUGGAUGAUAUUUUAACUGACAUUUGCAUAACAAUUGUUUAAUGUUAUUCAUUAAGUAGAUCUCAUACAGCUCACAUUUCAUUGUAUCAUAGAGUCAUAACAACAGGUCAUAGUAUUUAUCUUAUGUGUAAAUAAGGACCUGUUUAACUUCAUUCCCAUGUUCCUCAUAACACAAUUGUCCAGGGACCCAUCUUGGAACAUUUAAACACCAUGAGAGUCUAAAGAAGUGCAAACACAAACACCAAUAUCUUUAAUAUUACUGGUACAUGUAUUGUAUUCUAAGGUCUGUUUUUCCUUUUCAUGGUGUCUAUUACAUAUGAACCGAACUCUCGAAAAACUCUGCUAAAUGCAUGUUUAAAAAGUGUCGUCCCAGAGCAGCCUGUGCACGCUAAAAACUAGAUAUUCGCUUAGAAGAAGCUUUAUUUGAAAAUACAUUCUAUAAAAGCAUUGUGUACUGUCCCAGAUUAGCGUUUGUGGACUACGCACAUGCAUUUUGCCAGGUUUUCCCAUAUCGUGACUCAUAUCCUUUAUUGUAGGCAUCUGGUUAUUUUUGACACAAUCAUUUCAGUUUUUGCUGCAACUUUUCUUCAGUUUUUAUGCCCCCCUUCGAAGAAGAGGGGGUAUAUUGUUUUGCACAUGUCGGUCGGUCCGUCCACCAGAUGGUUUCCGGAUGAUAACUCAAGAAGGCUUAGGCCUAGGAUAAUGAAACUUCAUAGGUACAUUGAUCAUGACUAGCAGAUGACCCCUAUUGAUUUUCAGGUCACUAGGUCAAAGGUCAAGGUCACAGUGACUCGAAAUAGUAAAAUGGUUUCCGGAUCAUAACUCAAGAAUGCUUAGGCCUAGGAUCAUGAAACUUCAUAGGUACAUUGAUCAUGACUGGCAGAUGACCCCUAUUGAUUUUCAGGUCACUAGGUCAAAGGUCAAGGUCACAGUGAGAAAAAACGUAUUCACACAAUGGCUGCCACUACAACUGACAGCCCAUAUGGGGGGCAUGCAUGUUUUACAAACAGCCGUUGUUCUUUAAGACUUGACCAUGUUUCAAUGACCCAUGUCUCAUGUACAUUGAUCAUGACUGGCAGAUGAUCCCUAUUGAUUUUCAGGUCACUAGGUCAAAGGUCAAGGUCACAGUGACAAAAAACGUAUUCACACAAUGGCUGCCACUACAACUGACAGCCCAUAUGGGGGGCAUGCAUGUUUUACAAACAGCCCUUGUUCUUUAAGACUUGACCCAUGUUUCAACAGAACAACUACUAAAAGGGUCUGAAUAAAUCUGAAUAUAGAGUGUGGACAGUGGUUUGAGGGAGUAUUUAAUAGUUUAUGUGAUAUUUAUUUUUAAAAAGCUGGCACGUUUUUCUGCGAAUGUAAAGGUGUUGUUUUUCAAAACUGUUUUUGUCCAAAUAAAAUGCUGAUGAAAAGGUUGAAAAAUAAAGUAGUUUACAGAAGGUGAAUGCAGUUUAAUCAUAUCACAAUAGCAUUCAUACUUAUCUCUUUUUUUAGCUCACCUGAGCACAACGUGCUCAUGUUGAGCUUUUGUGAUCGCUUUUUGUCCGUCGUGAGUUGUGCGUCGUCAAUAUUUGCCUUGUGAACACUCUAGAGGCCACAUUUAUUGUCCGAUCUUCAUGAAACUUGGUCAGAACAUUUGUCCCAUUGAUACCUCAACUGAGUUCGAAACUGGGUCGUGCUGGGUCAAAAACUAGGUCACUAGGUCAAAAAAAGAAAAACCUUGUGAAUAAAGUCACAUUUGAUGCACAAUCUUCGUGUAACUUUGACAAAAUGUUUGUCUAAAUAAUAUGUUGGUUGAGUUCAAAAAUGGUUCCGGUCCGUUGGAAAACAUGGCCGCCAGGGGGCGGGGCAGUAUUCCUUAUAUGGCUAUAGAGAAACCUUGUGAACACUCUAGAAGUCACAAUUUUUGCCCAAUCAUCAUAAAACUUGGUCAAAGCAUUGGUUUCAUUGAUAUCUCAGACGAGUUCCAGAAUGGUCCAGAUAGGUGAAAAACAUGGCCGCCAGGGGGCGAGGCAGUUUUCUCUAUAUGUACAUAGUGAAAACAUGUGAACACUCUAGAAGUCACAUUUUGGUCCAAUCUUCAUGAAAUUUGGUCAGAACAUGUGUUUUCUGGAUAUGACGGUUGGGUUUGAAAAUGGUUCGGAUCGGUAAUAUUAUAAGCAUGGCUGCCAGGGGGGGGGGGGGGUCAUUUGCCUUAUAUUUAUAUUGUAAAAAAAGCUUGUGAACACUCUAGAAGUCAUAUUUUUUGCCUAAUCAUCAUAAAAAAUAUUCUAAACAUCGAUUUGUAUAGAUAUCUCGGACGAGUUCGAAAAUGGUCAUGAUGGGUGGAAAAACAUGGCCGCCAGGGGGUGGGGCAGUUUUCUCUAUAUGUAUAUGUGAACAGUCUGUUAAAGAAAGAUAACCUGCACAUGCAUACUUUCUAAUAGUUAACUCCCUUGUUGAAACCUUGUAAACACUCUAGAGGCCACAUUUAUUGUCCAAUGUUCAUGAAAUUUGGUCAGAAGAUUGGUCUCAAUGAUAUCUUGAAUGAGUUUGAAAAUGGUUACAUUUGCUUGAAAAACAUGGCUGCCAAGGGGCGGGGCAUUUUUCCUUAUAUGGCUAUAGUAAAACCUUGUUAACAAUCUAGAGGCCACAUUUUCUUGUCAUAUCUUCAUGAAAUUUGGUCAGACGAUUGGUCUCAAUGAUAUCUUGGAUGAGUUCGAAAAUGGUUACGUUUGCUUGAAAAACAUGGUUGUCAUGGGGCGGGGAAUUUUUCCAUAUAUGGCUAUAGUAAAAUCAUGUUAACACUCUAGAGGCCACAUUUAUUGUCCUAUCUUCAUGAAACUUUGUCAGGAGAUUCAUCCCAAUAAUAUCUUGGAAGAGUUCAAAAAUGAUGCUAGUUGGUUGAAAAACAUGGCCGCCAGGGGGUGGGGCAUUUUUCCUUAUAUGGCUAUAGUAAAACCUUUUUAACACUCUAGAGGCCACAUUUAUUUUCCAAUCUUCAUGAAACUUGGUCAGAAGAUUUGUCCCAAUGAUAUCUUUGAUGUGUUCGAAAAUAGUUUCGGUUGCUUUAAAAACAUGGCCACCAGGGGGCGGGGCAUUUUUCCUGAUAUGGCUAUAUAUGGCUUUAGUAAAACCUUGUUAACACUCUAGAGGCCACAUUUAUUGUCCAAUCUUCAUGAAACUUGGUCAGAAGAUUGGUCUCAAUGAUAUCUUGGAUGAGUUUGAAAAUGUUUACGUUUGUUCGAAAAACAUGGCUUUCAAGGGGCGGGGCAUUUUUCCUUAUAUGGCUAUAGUAAAAUCUUGUUAACACUCUAGAGGCCACAUUUAUUGUCGGAUCUUCAUGAAACUUGGUCAGAAGAUUCAUCCCAAUAAUAUCUUGGACGAGUAUAAAAAAUGAUGCUGGUUGGUUGAAAAACAUGGCCGCCAGGGGGCGGGGCAUUUUUUCUUAUAUGGCUAUUGUAAAAUCUUGUUAACACUCUUGAAUUCACAUUUAAUUUCCUAUCUAAAUGAAACUUGGUCAGAAGAUUUGUCCCAAUGAUAUCUUGGAUAAGUUAGAAAAUGGUUUCGGUUGCUUUAAAAACAUGGCCACCAGGGGGCGGGGCAUUUUUCCUAAUAUGGCUAUAUAUUGCUUUAGUAAAACCUUAUUAACACUCUAGAGGCCACAUUUAUUGUCGGAUCAUCAUGAAACUUGGUCAGACGAUUUGUCCCAAUGAUAUAUUGGAUGAGUUCGAAAAUGGUUCCGGUUGGUGGUAAAACAUGGCCGCCAAGGGGGCAUGGCAUCUUUCCUUAUAUGGCUAUAGUAAAACCCUGUUUACACUCUAGAAGUCAUAUUUAUUGUACGAUGAUCACGAAACUUUGUCAGGAGAUAUGUCCCAAUGAUAUCUUGGACAAGUUCGAAAAUGGUUCCAGUUGCUUGAAAAACAUGGCCACCAAUGGGCAGGGCAUUUUUCCUUAUAUGGACUUAUGAAUCUUCAUGAAACUUUGUCAGUAUAUUUGUUUUAAUGAUAUCUUGGAUGUGUAUGAAAAUGGUUCUGGUCUGUUGAAAAACGUGGCUGCCAGGGUGUUCACUAGUCAUGAAAGUUGGUAAGAACAUUUUUUUCUAAUGACAUCUUGGGCUGCACAGAACAGGUCAGUUCCUUUGAAUCUCAGGUGAGCGACUUUGGGCCUUUCAGGCCCUCUUGAUUUGUUUUUUUUCUCUUUAUGUCACCAACAUUUUCUUUUCUUUGAAAACAUUUAAAUAUAUAUAUAAUAAAAUACCUGUACUUUCUUCAGAUGUCGGAUUGAUUCCAGUGUCACAAAUGACUGCAGUAUAACUAAAAUUAUGAUUGUGAUACUGAUAACAUUUUGUCCAUUUAUGACACAUGAACAUCUAUGAAAAUUAUGUCAUCUUACUACAAAUAGGUUAGGAUUAACUUCCUGACUUAAAAAAGAUAAUUAAUGGGUUGCUAAAUGUAUUGAACAGCGUACAGAAUGCUUGUAUUUGAAAACAUCAUGUUGUAAAAUGUGUUACAUAUUAAUUUAUUUUUAUCACGCUAUUCAUUUGCAAUUUUUGUUUUUAAAUUUAGUGUUUUUGCAAGACCUGACAUUGUCUUUAAAUCAUAGAUGUAUUCAUUUGAAAAGCUCCCGGAAUCAAAAUACACAUGUACUGUCAUUUUUUUGUAUGUUUGUCAUUUCCCAUGCCGAGUAAUUGCGGUUGCGAUAGUCAGAUGGGUGCCAUGGUAGAUUGUGGGAUCCUUGUUUAUUUUCUUAACAUAUGUAAAUAGUUGAAAUCUUAUUUAUUUCAAUUUGGGAAUGAAACCAAAUGAAUAAAACUUGAGAAUUUUGUUA